Hippocampus comes (tiger tail seahorse) is the source of this 1840-nucleotide messenger RNA. It is a transcript of the gene lclat1, whose product is annotated as lysocardiolipin acyltransferase 1. NCBI's taxonomy places the organism in Eukaryota, Metazoa, Chordata, Actinopteri, Syngnathiformes, Syngnathidae. The record is from RefSeq and is a predicted model, not a curated record. Gene Ontology annotation, molecular function: acyltransferase activity. Gene Ontology annotation, biological process: phosphatidylinositol acyl-chain remodeling. Gene Ontology annotation, cellular component: endomembrane system; endoplasmic reticulum. The coding region runs from base 296 to 1447 and encodes 383 amino acids. The transcript is spliced from 6 exons.
AGCACCCCCUGUCGACGGCCGGCUGCAAUAACAGUUGGAAGGGAGCAAGUUGAGAGGUCGCGUUAGCAACGAGGUGACACUGCUUCAAUGUUUAUUUCAGCUCCUCCUUAAUCCAAAACUAACAAGAAACCCACCGACAAACAUCUGUUUUCCACCCCCAAUUCAGGCUCCGUAGUAUUCAAAGGGACAUCUAGCCGGUAAGCUUCCGUUAGCCCAGCAGGUUGCUAUGUCGCAGGGAAGCGGUUGGACAAACUCGUCUGAGCUACAUCGCUUUAUUUGAAAAGCUCGUCAAAAGAUGGCCGUGUCGGUGCGGGGCUUGUACUUUGUACUGACCCUGUUCUUGGCCAGUUUCUUCGGGAGCGUCUUCAUGCUGGGUCCGGUCUUACCGCUCAUGCUGCUGUCCCCCGCCUGGUACCGCUGGAUUACCGACCGCAUCGUCGCCACCUGGCUCACUCUGCCCGUGUCUCUCCUGGAGCUGGUGUUCGGCGUAAAAGUGGUGAUCACGGGCGAUGCCUUCGUCCCUGGCGAGCGUAGCGUCAUCAUCAUGAACCACCGCACGCGUCUGGACUGGAUGUUCCUUUGGUGCUGCCUGCUGCGCUACAGCUACCUGCGCCUGGAGAAGAUAUGCCUCAAGGCCGCGCUCAAGGCUGUGCCCGGCUUCGGCUGGGCCAUGCAGGUGGCCUGCUUUGUCUUCAUCCAUCGUCGCUGGGAGAAAGACAAGGAGCACUUGGGGAAUAUGCUGGACUACUUCUGUGACAUCAGAGAACCCCUGCAGCUGCUGCUCUUCCCAGAGGGCACGGAUCUCACCGAAAACACGAGAGUGCGCAGCGACGAGUUUGCCGUGCAGCACCACCUGCCCAAAUACCAACACGUGCUGCAUCCGCGCACCACCGGCUUCACUUUCAUUGUGGAGCGAUUGCGAAAAGGAGACAACCUGGACGCGGUGCACGACAUCACCGUGGCUUACCCCAAGAACAUCCCGCAGACCGAGCGCCACCUCAUGCUGGGCCUCUUCCCCCGUGAGAUCCACUUCCACGUGCGGCGCUAUCCCGUCGCCACGCUGCCCGCCGCCUCCGCCGAGCUGGAGUCGUGGUGCCGUGAGCGCUGGGCCGAGAAGGAGUCGCGCCUGCAGGACUUCUAUUCAGGCCAGCCGCGGGCCUUCGACCGGGAGGGCGCGGCACGGGUGCCGCCGUGUAAGUCGGAGCUGCGCGUAGCGCUGAUCAAAGCGGUCUCGCUGCUCUACUGGACCGGCUUUAUUGCGCUUUGCUUCGCCGGCCUGUGGUUGUGGGCUCCCGUCAGGUUGUACUUCCUGGUGGUGGUGGGCGUGUACGUUGCCCAGCAGAAGAUGGCGGGCGGGCUGGAGCUGGUGGAAUUGGCCUGCCAUCGCUAUUGGACCUCUGUGGCGGCCAGUGGCGAUGACAAGAUGGCGGAUGGAAAAACGCAGUGAGGACUCCUUUUGUGCGGUCCUCCUUUAGAAAGGGAAUCACCUACAGGCUGCUUGCUUGACCUCAGCAGGAGCCUCAAGAGGGGCGUGUUGUCCACAUCCCUCUUUUUGUCUCCUUUUAUUACCUCCGCUUACUAUGAAUCGCACCAGACAACAAAGUUUUUGCAGGAUGACGCAUAUGCUACCACCAAAUUAUUGGUGCAGUCCUGCGUUUCCAGUGCACGGUACUUGCUCGGUUUUGGUUCGUGUUCCAAUUCAUAAUUGUCCAACAGGAAUCAACGACGCUCAAACUUAACAAAUUCUACUUCAUUGAAUGCAUUUGUCAGAGACGAAACAUGCCAACAAAUUACAACAAUCUAGAAUGAUUACUUAGAGACUGACGGCAGCAAAAAAAAA